AUGGAAAUUUGUACUGGACAGCUUAUAAUUCCAAAACUGGUCAGUAUUUCAUCCAAAUGGCUCGAUUUUUCCAAAGAGACAUUAAAGAUGUUCUGUAUUCUACCAUGUAAGGCGAAGAAAAGUACUACUCAUACUCGUAUCCUCUCUAUUUACAAAGGAGAUCGGUUUUCAGUGAUGGAACAAUGCAAAAGAACAAGGGAGAUUGAGAUUUGGGUGACAAAGAAUAAAAUUGGUAAUGGGGAUGAUGGAAACGAUGUUGUGUGGAUUAAGUUCAUGACUGUCUCAAUACCUAACUUCCCCAUGGUACUUUGUCAUAAUUCUACAAGUUACUUCGUCGAUGAUAGUAUCUCUGGGAAGAGCUUCGUUUUAUGUUUUUCUACCAAGAAACCUAAACAAGCUUGGGUCUAUAUUGUGAGGGGAGAUCUGUGCAAAAAGAUUAAGAUAGAUGAAGUUGUAUGUACGUUCCAAUCCUGUGCCUAUGUUCCCAGUUUGAUCUCCAUUCCUUGA
This is a messenger RNA of Arabidopsis thaliana (thale cress), 507 nucleotides long. Its product is annotated as F-box associated ubiquitination effector family protein. NCBI's taxonomy places the organism in Eukaryota, Viridiplantae, Streptophyta, Magnoliopsida, Brassicales, Brassicaceae. The record is from RefSeq and is marked reviewed. Bases 1 to 507 code for a protein of 168 amino acids. The transcript has a single exon.